AUGGCAGCAUAUGAUCAUUCCAAGAAAUCUAUGGCCUGGUUGCCUGUGGCUGGCCAAUGGCGAAAUCUUCGUAAACUUUGUAAAGAACAAAUGUUUUCGUUGCAUAGACUUGAUGCAAGCAAGGGUCUUCGUCAAGAAAAAAUGAAGAAAUUGUACAACUAUGUGCAUGAUUGUUGCAUUAGUGAUCAGGUAGUUGAUAUUGGUGAUGCUGUGUUUAUCACGUCGCUUAAUCUCAUCUCAGCCACUCUUUUCUCAACUGAUUUUGCUCAAUUUAAUUCCGAUUCUUCUCAAGAAAUGAAAGACAUUGUACGGCGUUUGUUGGAAAAUGUAGCAAUUCCUAAUCUUGCAGACUUCUUCCCGGUUCUUAAAUUCAUUGAUCCACAAGGUAUUCUACGCAAAACCAAGAGUUACAUUAGUAAAGUAUUUGUGAUAUUUGAUGAUUUGAUUGAUCAACGGUUGCAAUCAAGAAGUGAGUCGCUGGAUCAUCCAGUGAGAAACGAUUUACUAGAAGCCAUCUUGAAUCACAUCCAAGCAAGCGAAUCCGAAUUAACCUUGGAUGUUCUAAAGCAUUUGCUUCUGGUGGGUAAAACCAAGUUUUACAGCACUCAAAUUUCCAUACUGCACAAAUAUCUGAAGAACCAGUUUACUGUCUCUUUAUGA
This is a messenger RNA of Fraxinus pennsylvanica, 660 nucleotides long. The record is from the annotation of a GenBank genome assembly. Lineage: Eukaryota; Viridiplantae; Streptophyta; Magnoliopsida; Lamiales; Oleaceae.